Messenger RNA from Fraxinus pennsylvanica, 528 nucleotides. The record is from the annotation of a GenBank genome assembly. NCBI's taxonomy places the organism in Eukaryota, Viridiplantae, Streptophyta, Magnoliopsida, Lamiales, Oleaceae.
AUGCAAAGGCGGGGGCUGAUGGAGCCACAACGGUCGUCGUCGACAGUGAUGAUUGGAAGGUUGUUUUCAGCCCCGACGGCGAGAGUACAGCAGGGUAACGCUGCUGCGAGUUCGCAGCAGCUUCCGCCAGUCAAGUUUGACGGUACAGCAAAAGGUUUAGCCUACCUCUACCAUAAAUGUCUAGAAUGGGUUAUCCAUUGUGACGUGAAGCCAGAAGAUAUUGUUCUAGACAGUGAAUUUCAACCCAAGAUUGCAGAUUUUAGGCUAGCGACGCUGUCUCGAAGAGAUAGCCAUGGUUCAGAAAUUACAAGAAUUCGAGGGACGAAAGGCUACAUGGCUCCAGAGUGGGCACUGAACCAGCCAAUCACUGCAAAAGUCGACGUCUAUGGAUUAUGGAUAUGGACAGUGAAGAAAAAAUCUCAACGUGGAAACUCCUCUUGGGUAGAGAGCAUAGUGGAUUCAAGAUUGGAAGGGAAUUAUAGCAGAAAACAGGCUGCGACACCGAUUCAAUUAGGCCUUCUUGUGUAG